Homalodisca vitripennis (glassy-winged sharpshooter) is the source of this 1136-nucleotide messenger RNA. RefSeq names its product SET domain-containing protein SmydA-8-like. Gene Ontology annotation, molecular function: protein binding. NCBI's taxonomy places the organism in Eukaryota, Metazoa, Arthropoda, Insecta, Hemiptera, Cicadellidae. The record is from RefSeq and is a predicted model, not a curated record.
UUUAAAAGCAAUGCUAAAACCAAUGAGAGUUAAAAAUAAACAGCCACCCAAUGCUUUCAGGCCAGCUGUAGUAGUGAACCUAUAUUUAACCACACGUUGUGAAUAGCCGGUGCAACAGUGUGGCUACAGUUUCAGUCGAGUACUGGUGUGCUGGUGUGAUGGGUGGUGACGCAGUGUGUGCUGUUUGCUCCCAGAAGGGGCCACUGACCUGUAGUGCGUGCAAGAUGGUGUCCUACUGUAGCAAGGAGCACCAGAAACAUCACUGGCCUGAACACAAGACCCAGUGCAGGCCCUUUGAGGUUAGAACUAGUCCAGAACUUGGUCGCUACCUGGUAGCGACACGUGAUGUGGCGGCGGGAGAAGUUCUGUACGAGGAGGCCCCGACAGUGGUGGGGCCGAAGGUGGUGGAGCCGAGUCCCGUGUGCCUGGGGUGUCUCAGACCCCCUGGGGCAGCAAGGUGUGAGUCUUGUGGCUGGCCUGUAUGUAGUCCUGCGUGUCCUGGCUUGCGUGACCCACAUUGCCAUGCCAUUGAGUGCAAGAUACUUUCUCUGUCCCCUAUUAAAGACAUCAAAGAUUGCAGAUACGAGUGCAUUCUACCUCUGCGAAGCCUCUUAAUGCAAAAGAGGAACCCUCGUAAAUGGAAAGUGAUCAUGUCAAUGGAGACUCAUAUAGACAAAAGAGGCCCUUCAACUGAGGUUUACAAGGAACUGGAUGAAAAUGUGGUCAGCUACCUCAUAAAUAAUUACCUCUCAAAACUUGAUGAUGGUGCCAUUGGAGACAUUUCACCUGAAAUAAUCCACCGCAUCUGCGGCGCGAUCGACGUGAACGCUCUGGAGAUACAAGAGGAUCAAGUAGAACUGCUCGCACUGUUGCCAACCGCUUUCAUCAUGUGCCACUCAUGCAUACCCAACACAAAGCACACCUUCAAGAACACCCGGAUUACUGUGAGAGCAGCGGUCGACAUACCCAAGGGACAGGAUAUCACAACGAUGUACACACACAUGUUGUGGACAACUCAGGCGCGGAGAGAGCAUCUGCGUAAUACCAAGUACUUCUCAUGCCAGUGUCCUCGCUGCGCCGACCCUAUGGAGCUGGGUACCCACAUGAGUGCCCUGCGGUGUCUGGCAGAGGUGGAG